Molecule: messenger RNA, 1227 nt
Organism: Aspergillus clavatus NRRL 1
Lineage: Eukaryota; Fungi; Ascomycota; Eurotiomycetes; Eurotiales; Aspergillaceae
Product: M20 family metallopeptidase
Exons: 5
Coding region: 1-1227 (408 amino acids)
Molecular function (GO): dipeptidase activity
Source: RefSeq, a predicted model, not a curated record
AUGACUGUCCUCACACCUAGUAUUGAUGACAUCAAAGCAUCCAUUGACGCUGCCUUGGAGACACUCCAUGCUCCCCUGCGUAAAAUCAACAGAGAGAUAUGGUCCAAUCCGGAGACCGCAUACCAAGAGCAUCGUGCCCACGAGACAAUCUGUGCCUUUCUCGAAUCUCAAGGGUGCACCGUGACCCGCCAGGCGUAUGGUCUCGACACUUCCUUCGAAGCCAUUAGCGGCUCUGGCGGUCGGCUCAUCAACUUCAAUGCUGAGUACGAUGCGCUUCCUGGGAUCGGGCAUGCCUGUGGGCACAACCUGAUCACAACAAGUAGCGUGGCUGCCUUCCUCGCUCUGUCUGCUGUGUUGAAGAAAUACGGAAUCCCAGGUCGGGCACAACUGUUAGGGACACCAGCGGAGGAGAAUGGCGGUGGAAAGGCCAAAUUGAUCGAAGCCGGAGCGUACAAAGGCGUGGAUAUCUCCCUCAUGGCCCACGCUGGGCCGAAAAAGCUCUUCCCCGGAGUUGACUCCGAUGGAGUUGCUGGUGUCCUCUUGAACGCGCGCAAAGAGAUCCAUUGCACAUUUACGGGAAAAUCCGCACACGCUGGUGGCAAUCCCUGGGAGGGAAUCAACGCGCUCGAUGCCCUGGUCAGCGCAUACAAUAACGUGGCUGUGAUGCGUCAACAGAUGCAGCCUGACGAACGAGUUCACGUCGCAUUCCUGGAGACCCCAACUGUGGCUAAUGUGAUUCCGGCGAGAACGAAGGCGUAUUGGCAGGUGCGCAGUCCAACAUUGAAGGGGCUGAAUCGGCUGAUGGGAAAGGUGAGAAACUGCAUCGAGGCUGGGGCGUUGUCAUCCGGAUGCAAGGUAGAAAUUGUUGAGGAUCAACUGUACACGGACAUCAAGAUCAACGAGACACUUUGCGAACGGUACGCCACGCACAUGGCUAGGUAUGGACGCCACAUCACCCCGAGCCAUGACAAGGUUCUCACUGGGUCCUCGGAUAUUGGAAACGUGAGCUAUCUCAUUCCAACGCUGCAUACCACGUUCGCCAUCACCGACCAAGAAGGCUCAUUUCCGCACCAUCCCUCGUUUGCAGCUGCAGCUGGAACCGACACAGCGCAUGACGAAUCUGUCAUUGUGGGCAAGUCCUUGGCGAUGAUCGGAUGGGAGAUGCUGGCAGACGAUAGUUUGUUCGAACUGGCUAAGAAGCAGUGGGAGAUUGCUGUUGGUGAAUAA